UUGAUCAUCAUUAGACGCAUGCGCAAUUGAUAGAUGAUGCAGAUACGAAAUUUCUUUAGUCGCUGUUUAUCUCUGAGCUAUCGUGGUAGGCGAGGAAUGUCUACAAGAACAUAUCAAGAUGCCGUGAACAAUCUGAACUCUCUGCAAUCUAACGCAGCAACUAUAGAGGCUGUUCGAGCUUCCGGCGGACGGCUUAGUCAAUUUGCCAUUCCAGAGAUGGUGGAAUACUUAGAAAGGAUUGGUUACAAGACAGACGACCUAAAUGCCUUAAAAGUCAUUCACAUCACCGGCACGAAAGGAAAAGGAUCGACCAGCGCAUUCACCGACUCGAUACUUCGGCAUACGAAACCCGAGUGGAAAGUUGGAUUAUAUACUUCACCGCAUCUGGUGGCCGUCCGUGAACGAAUUCGAGUCAAUGGAAAACCACUGUCUGAAGAGGAUUUCACAAAGUAUUUCUUUGAAGUAUGGGACAAGCUUCAAGCCAACGAUUCGAGAAAGCUCGAAAGCACGCCGUUUAUGCCCGGUUAUUUCAGAUUCGUUACAUUGAUGGCUUUUCACACAUUCCUCAGUCUUGGUGUGGAUGCAACUAUACUUGAAGUUGGUGUAGGAGGGAUGUAUGACAGCACAAACAUUGUUCCCAAACCGAUCGUCACCGGCGUCACGGCGUUAGGCAUCGACCAUGUCGGGGUUUUAGGCAAGACUCUGAAAGAAAUUGCAUGGCAGAAAGGUGGAAUAUACAAGGAAGGAGUUCCUGCGUUUACCGUCGAACAACCAGAAGAGGGGAUGAAAGUCUUGGCGGAGCGCGCGAAGGAGCUCAAGGCUUCCGAAUUCAUAGUGACACCCAUGAUUCCCGAAAUGGUCAAUGUUAAACUUGGUUUGGCUGGUGCCCAUCAAGUUGGAAAUUCCUUACUGGCUGUUCACCUUGCAAAGACUUUCAUCCAUCAAUUAGACCUUGAGAGCGAAGAAGCCCCUCUCCCGCGAUCUUUCAUAGAUGGUUUGCAAAGCACCAGAUGGCCAGGUCGCUGUCAAACAGUUGCUGAUCCUGGUUAUUCCAACUUGACAUGGUAUCUCGAUGGUGCACACACGAAAGAAAGUUUGGAAUGCUGUAUACAAUGGUUCAGCCAGCCAGGUGUGGGAGUUCACUUAAAUUCUACUCCUCGUUCGUUUCAACGUGUAUUGAUAUUCAACACCGGGGGUGGACGUGCUGGACCAUCUUUCCUUGAGGCAGUCUACAAUCAGCUUUCCACACAACUCGGCCAGAUACAGUCAGGCGAAGAUGCCCCUUCGUUCUUUGACCGGGUAAUAUUUUGCACAAAUGUUACCUACGCUGAUGGAGGCUUCAAAGGCGAUUUGACGGCUGUUUCCCUUCCGCCAGAUGACCUCGCCCAACUUAGGACUCAACAUCAGUUAGCUGAUGCUUGGUCUUCUCUAAUGCCUUCCUUCCCAAAAGACCACAUUCAUGUUCUGCCUUCAGUUGAGCAUGCCAUCCGGAUCGUCCACCGCCUGACAACAGAGUGUGACUCUCCUGUGAAAGCUUUGGUCGCGGGGAGUUUGCAUCUCGUUGGGGGUGUGAUAGAAGUCGCUGAUCUCGCUGAGGUUGCGUUAUAAGUUGUUCUAGGGCUCCUUGAUACAAAACUUCAAGUUUGACACAUUAGAUGUUUCACACAUACAAUUGGGUAAUUUCUUCUAUCUAGUAUUCAAGUAAAGGUAAGUCAUGAUAGUUUAAGAUAGUCAUCUAAGAGUGCAAGUUGUAGUGGAUAAUUCUAUGAAAAUAUCUUGAAAAUGAGAAUAUUCUCACA
Lentinula edodes (shiitake mushroom) is the source of this 1799-nucleotide messenger RNA. Its product is annotated as FolC bifunctional protein. Gene Ontology annotation, molecular function: ATP binding; tetrahydrofolylpolyglutamate synthase activity. The transcript has 10 exons. The record is from RefSeq and is a predicted model, not a curated record. The coding region runs from base 34 to 1608 and encodes 524 amino acids. Gene Ontology annotation, cellular component: mitochondrion; cytoplasm; cytosol. NCBI's taxonomy places the organism in Eukaryota, Fungi, Basidiomycota, Agaricomycetes, Agaricales, Omphalotaceae. Gene Ontology annotation, biological process: tetrahydrofolylpolyglutamate biosynthetic process.